Dicrocoelium dendriticum is the source of this 887-nucleotide messenger RNA. Lineage: Eukaryota; Metazoa; Platyhelminthes; Trematoda; Plagiorchiida; Dicrocoeliidae. The record is from the annotation of a GenBank genome assembly.
UUAGUCAACAAGUCCAUGUCCAAACAAGCGCACGACUUCAGUUCAUCCGUUUCCCUUUGGAUACCUCGAUCCUCGCUAAGACUGUCAUGCCUCAAUGUGUGCACCUCGUUGCAGUUUGGUCAACAGGCAGCACUUGCGCGAACACUAGAAACCCUGUCGAUCGAUGCUUGUUGUUUAUCAGCAACCUGUGCAAGGUUCAAGCUUUUUCCUUUCCCUGCGACCCCCACCUGCGACACUGGUGGCACUGUGCCUGUCUGGCGACGCCGCUUCAAAUGCUAAUCAAGCCAGCGUGGGCAUUGUUUUGAGUCCCCGGGCUGAAAAUGCCCUUAUCGAUUGGAUUCCAGUCAACAGCCGGAUGUGCUCCCUCAGAUUGUCUGUCUCGUUUCAGGCUUCGAAGUUGCGCGGGGACGAACGGUGCCUGUUUGUCAUUGCGAUCUACGCGUCCACGAACUCUAGCACUAACCCGACGAAAGAUGAGUUCUAUCACCAACUGAGCGGGAUUUUCGUCACAGGAGUUGUACCGAUAUUAUAGUCUUGGUAAUCUGAACGCCAAAGUUAAAAACUGCCCAAUGUCGAGCUUCAUCUGGGCUGCCAACUUGGCGUAGACUCCCAUAAUGGUAUCGGUGAGUGGUUGUUGCGCGUAGUGUAGACGCUCGUCUAUUUCUCGCAAGCACUAACAUUCGACACUGUACCCGAAUAAGAGUGACUUGGAGCCCACCAGGCUACGAUCAGCCAUCUACACAAAUCGUUCACAUCGCAUUAGAGAGGCUGGAGUGUGGACCCCGAUCACCCCCUUAUGUGUGCCGAUCUUCGGGUGCGUUUCGGCGGACGUCCGAAUCAGCUCUGUGAGUAUAUAGACACUUUCCAGGUGACGAAACCAGAUGUCC